UGGGAUUGAAAGCUGGCGUGUUUUCAACUGUGGAGAUACUGUGAGAGCGAGAUUCGAGUUUUAUAUCAGCGAAGUUUUUGUCUAAAAUGCCAGGAGGGAAGAAGAAUACUGUAUAUAGAAGAAAGCGGAAAGGAAAGCCUUUUACUGGAGUGCAGAGAUACGCAAAGAAAGCGAAGAAAAUGCCGCGUGCGGAUAGAGAAGUCACAAACUCAGCAUCGAGUUCAUCGUGUGAUGAGGCUCUGUCAGAUGCCGAAAGUGCUUCCAUCAGUGCUUCGAGACUCAAAAUGAGACCAGAAGAUUCACCAGAUAGUUCAUCAAAGAUUUCUGAUGUAAAUGAUUUUCAGGGAGAGGGAUACAGACUUGUAGACCUCAAGAAAUUAUAUGCCACGUUGUCUGAAGCACAUGUGUGCGAGGAAGGGAGUUUAACUCUGAAGGAGAAUUCUUCUGGGAGAAAUGGGCUAAUGGCAGACCUCUCUGUGGAGUGUAGCUCCUGCCUUGAAGCUACACCAUUGAAAACAUCAGAUACAAUAACAAAGAAAGGGCAAUCUUUUGACGUAAAUCGUCGUGCAGUCUAUCAUUCUCUGGAGACAGGAGGUGGCUAUGAAGGGCUAGUAACCUUUUGCAGCAUCAUGAACAUGCCAUGUCUAUCACUACCUGCUUAUUACAAACAAGUAGACACAAUACUUGAGGCUUUAGAAGCUGAAGCCAAAGAUGAAAUGACACAGGCAGGGAUAAGAGUUCGCGAGUACAUCCUGAAGGAAAGUGGAGAUGAAGUCAAUGAUGAUGUAGUCGAUGCAGCCGUUUCGUUUGAUGGUACAUGGGCGAAAAGGGGGUUUACCUCUCUGACUGGAGUUGUUUUUGUUAUAUCUGUAGACACUGGAGAGGUUCUUGACUAUCAUGUCCUUUCAAAAGAAUGCGGGAAAUGUACCAUGAAAAGGUCUCAGUGUCAAACUGACGAGGAGUUCGAAGCAUGGCAGAUUGAGCAUCUUGCUUCCAAUGAGUGUGACAUUAAUUUUAAUGGAAGCUCACCUGCAAUGGAAGCUGAGGGUGCCAUAGUUGUUUGGAGUAGAUCUGUGGAACUGCAUAAAAUAAGGUAUAAAUGGAUGGUUUCUGACGGAGACAGUAAGGCAUUCAAUACUGUGGAGAAUAUAUAUGGCGAUGACUGCAAGGUGGAAAAGCUGGAUUGUGUUGGGCACGUGCAAAAACGCAUGGGCAAGCACCUACUUAAUCUUAAAGCAAGAACCAAAGGUAAACUUGCAGAUGGCAAACCCAUUGGAGGACGGGGCCGACUGACUGAGAGCCGCAUUAAACGCCUUCAGAAGUACUAUGGUCUAGCCAUUAGACAAAACACCCUAACUAAAGCAAACCUAACAGAAAGAGAGGUUGAUGUUGCUGUUUACACCAUGAAGAAAAAUAUCAUUGCCAUCCUCCAUCACAGUGUCCAGUCACAAGAUGCUGCUAAACAACAUCGCUUCUGCCCUGUUGGUGAGGAUUCCUGGUGUAAAUGGCAACAAGAUUGUGCUACUGGAACAAAUACUUAUGAAGCAGGUGACUGUUUGCCUGAAGUGUUCUUUGAACUGCUGAAGCCAACAUUCAUCACACUUAGUGAAACUAAGCUGCUCCAAAGGUGUGUGCGUGGCGCCACCCAAAAUCGCAAUGAAUGCAUCAACGGACUGGUGUGGGCACGCUGCCCAAAACACAAGCAUCAUGGUGCCAAGGUCAUUAGAUGUGCAGUUGCUUCUACUGUGUGCCAUUUUCAUAGUGGAGCUGCCAGCAGAGCAAGAAUAAUGCAGAGACUGGCAAUUCCAGCAGGGGAGUACACUCAGAAGGCCUCAGAAGAAAAGGACAAGAGGCGGUUGAGAAAAUCGGACCUUCAGACCUCUGCUAAAGAAAAGAAGCGCCGGCAAGGAGAGCAAAUGAGGCGCACACGCAGAGAAGAUGCCCUACGGGAGGCUGAUGGUGAUACCUAUGAACCUGGAGGCUUCUAAGUGACUGAAAGAAACAUUUGCUAUGAUAUUGGAUAGUUCAUAGCCAUGCAAAUUUGUGCAGACAAUCUUCGUUUUAGCUUUUUAACUUUAAUCGCACUUUUCUCAAAAUGUGCAUUUUGCGCAUUCUAGAAAACAUAUCUCAUAGAGGAUUUAACCAAUUGACUUGAAAUUUUCAAUGUUUAUUGCUUUCAAAGAGUAUCUGGGGAUGAGCAAAGGGUUUUUCUGUAGCUUUACUUUGUCAAAAGUUACAAAGAAAAUUGUGGUGGAAAUUCACCCCAAAAAUUUUGCUUUACUUUAACUGGAGGCUGGAACCAAAGUUUUUUAUAUUUUUUAAAACUCUAUGCUCAUCCCCAUGAUUAGCCUAUAUACUAUAUAGUUAUAAAAACAAAUCAGAGCUAGCUGCAUUCCAUAUCAAGAUUUCUUUUCUAGAGUACAUGUGGGUUGUGCACAGUAUGGGGUAACAAUAUUUUGCUGGUAUCAGGUUACAAAUAAACUGUGUGCAGAAAUAAUUGAAAAAACUGAAAUCUGUGAUUCAUUAGCUUUUCAGUGAUAUAUGGUUUUAUAUGGUUUGAUUAAAAACUGUGGAUGUGACAAG
Messenger RNA from Stylophora pistillata, 2583 nucleotides. RefSeq lists its product as uncharacterized. The record is from RefSeq and is a predicted model, not a curated record. NCBI's taxonomy places the organism in Eukaryota, Metazoa, Cnidaria, Anthozoa, Scleractinia, Pocilloporidae.